AUGUCCGAUCUUCCGAGGGAGAUGGAGGAGGAGGUGCUAUCGAAGCUUCCGGUGACAUCUCUGGGAGAAGUACGAUCAACCUGCAAAAAGUGGAACAGUAUGACGAAAGGUGAGAGCUUUUUGAAGAGGCACAUGAGUGAAGCAGCAGAAGGAGAAGCAAAGAAGAAGCAGAAGCAGAGCAAGGGAAUUGAAAUCAAGGUGGUGAUAUUGCUGGAAAAGAGAGUGUCUUUGAUGAGCGUCAAUCUCCUCUAUCCAUCUAUAGAGCCUAUAGGUAAUAUCAACGCAGAUGGAGUCGACAUAUCUAAAAUCAUUCACUGCGACGGUUUGUUCUUAUGCAUCACUGAAGAGGAAAACUCCUCUAGGGUUGUUGUGUUGAACCCUUAUCUGGGACAAACAAGGUGGAUCGAACCCAGAACUUCUUACCACAGAUUCGACAGUUACGCUCUCGGAUACGAUAAUAAGAAGAAGCACAAAGUCUUGAGAUUUGUGAAUGAUUACGACCCGAGAGUCAAGCACCGAGUUUGCGAGUUUGAAAUCUACAGUUUAGAUCUAACUCAUGGAAGCUUGUUGAUGUCGGUCCCGACCUCGACUGGACCACUUCGUUUAUCUCCGUGGCUUGUCUCUAAAGGGCAACACUUACUGAGAAGAGCAGCUCGCGGUGCUGUUUCAGGGAAAACCGGUGCACCUGUAUACACGGUCGAGAUAUGGAUUAGUAGUAAGAUUGAGCCGAAUGCAGUGUCGUGGAGCAGCUUGUUCUUAGCUGUUGAUAUGAGACCACUCAUUGGUGUUCGGUUUAACAAUUACGCUGCGAGUUUCUUUGUUGACGAGGAGGAGAAGCUCGCGGUGGUUCUUCAUAAAGACAGAGGUAGUCCUGGCCCAACAACUCGCAACACGGCUUGCAUCGUUGGAGAUAAUGGCUACUUCAAACAAGUUGAUCUUGGCGAAUCUAAACAGUAUUGUUGUUUUCCCCUUGUGAGCUCUUAUGUUCCUAGCUCAGUGCAAAUCGAGCAACCUGCAAUACUGGGCAGCCAGAAGAACACACCUUAA
Messenger RNA from Microthlaspi erraticum, 1047 nucleotides. The record is from the annotation of a GenBank genome assembly. Lineage: Eukaryota; Viridiplantae; Streptophyta; Magnoliopsida; Brassicales; Brassicaceae.